Messenger RNA from Aspergillus pseudotamarii, 1827 nucleotides. RefSeq names its product putative topoisomerase family protein TRF4. NCBI's taxonomy places the organism in Eukaryota, Fungi, Ascomycota, Eurotiomycetes, Eurotiales, Aspergillaceae. Gene Ontology annotation, biological process: RNA 3'-end processing. Gene Ontology annotation, molecular function: poly(A) RNA polymerase activity; mRNA binding. Bases 1 to 1827 code for a protein of 608 amino acids. Gene Ontology annotation, cellular component: TRAMP complex; nucleolus. The transcript is spliced from 3 exons. The record is from RefSeq and is a predicted model, not a curated record.
AUGGACGUGUCCUCCGAUGAGAAUGAUGACGAGUCGCGUCCUCGCAAGAAGCGCGCCCUCGAGUCGAACAACUCCAACACACCUGCCUCAGCGCCCACCCCACCUCCCGCUCCCAAGUGGUCCAAUCCAGACCCAUACACAGUUCUACCGCCACCAGAUGAGACUCAGUCAAAGAGAGUUGACGUGGUCAAGCUGAUCCGUAAGGCCCGGAUAGCUGCCAGCGCGCAACCAGCGAAAACAGACGCAGUCGCAGACAAUGAGGAUUUCAUUUCGUUAGGUGGCCUGGUGGACGAGGAAGAAAGCAAAUACCAGCCUCCACAGGACGCGCCCAUGGGGCCAAGGAGCCAAAUGCAGGGAAGAGAAUCUGCAGUUGGAAGCCGGAAAAGAACGCAUGACGAUGAAUUAAAGGGUGUUUCCAAGAAGACGGGCAAACCUCUGAAUAGGUAUUAUUCGGAUGGCUCAAUCAUUGACGAGUGGAGAGUGCGCCCGUCUGAGACGGGCGCGCCUUGGUUUAACCAUAUGACGCCUACAUUGCACUUGGGUACAAGACUGCACAACGAAAUCCUGUCCUUUUAUCAUUGGGUGAAACCAGUGCAAUACGAACAGAUCGUCCGAGCAGACUUGAUUGAGCGCCUCCAAACGGCAUUUCAAAGCAGGUAUUAUGGGGUGCAGCUUCGUGCAUUUGGUUCGUUUGCCUCAGGGCUGUACCUUCCAACUGCCGAUAUAGAUCUAGUUCUACUCUCAUCCAACUUCAUGCGUCAUGGUAUCAAAACUUUUGGCGAACGAAAGGGGCAGAUUUACGCCUUCUCUGCAUUCCUCAGGAAUUUAGAUAUUGCUGUACCCGGUUCAAUAGAGACGAUCGCGCAUGCUCGGGUUCCCAUCCUGAAGUUUGUGGAUAAAAUGACUGGCCUGAGAGUGGACUUAUCGUUCGACAAUGAUAGCGGACUAGUCGCCAACAAUACUUUCCAGCAAUGGAAGUCUGAAUAUCCUGCCAUGCCCGUUAUUGUUUCGGUGAUUAAACAAUUUUUGCUGCUUCGAGGGCUGAACGAAGUCCCUUGUGGCGGCUUGGGAGGAUUUUCUAUCACCUGUCUUGUGACAAGCCUUCUACAGCACCUUCCACAUGGCCCUAUGUCGCAAAAUUUAGGCUGUGUUCUCAUGGAUUUCUUUGAAUUUUAUGGUCAUGAAUUUGACUAUGAAACUGUUGGUAUACGGAUGGAACCACCAGGCUAUUUUAACAAGAGAGUCUACAAAGUUUAUCGGGAUAACAAGGAUGCCCGCCUCUCGAUUGAGGAUCCAAAUAAUGCCGACAACGAUGUUUCCGGAGGAACGCGCGAAAUUGCUUUGAUUUUCAAAUCAUUCCGGGAUGCAUAUCGCCUCUUGAAAGACCGCAUGGUUUCUACGGCCAUGACAGGAGAUCAACAAAACAGCAUCUUGGAAUCCAUCAUCGCAGCAAACUAUGAUGAAUACACCGAGCAAAGGUGGCAGCUACGCCAAAUCUUCCAGACGCAUCCCAGAUUCGCUCGGUAUCAGGCCCCACCCUCGCCUCCUCCACCUCCUCAAAGCCCUCCACCGGCUGAUUCGGCUCCACCUCCACCAUUGCCACCCAACUCUCCACCUCCCUCUCAGGAGCCCAAGGAGAAAUUGACCAAGCUGCAAAGGAAACAACAAGCCUCGCGGGAACGUGCCGCUCGUUUGAAGCGACUGCGGCCUGACCUGCCUUCCGUUCCAGACUCUAUCACCAAUGAACAAGCCUUGAUUGUCGGCGGCUACAAAAGCCAGUCUGACAUGGACAGAGAUCUCGCUAACCGUGAGAAAGAAAUGAAGUAG